AUGGAGAUCGCGUCUCCCCACGCACUAGACCGAGCCCUGAACCAUCCAGGAGUCGGUGUCCAACACUUCGCCGCUAGACUACACCACCACCCCAACAUGACUGCCGGCGCAAAGCCGGCGCACAACCUCAUGCAUUCCCACGCUUCCAUUCAGUCGCUGCACUCUCAGCCCUCCUCCCGCUCCAGCGACGCCACUACUGGCACAACCACCUCCACCCUCUUCAACCCUCCGCCCAUGCCCCCCAAUGCGGGCGCCGUCGCCAAUGGCCUGGCCGACGCCGGCGACGUCAAACCCAAUAACCACAUCAUGAACUCUCUCGCCGACGCCAGCAGCUCUCUCUUCCAGAUCUGCGUCGCCUUGCGACAGCGUCUGCUCGGUGUCCCCGGCUUCAACGAAUCCUUGAUCGAGGAGGAAGAAGAGGCCGAAGAAGAUACAGACCCCGUCACAUUAUUAUGGAGGACCUUCCGCAGAGGAUACCCGCUCAUGCUACUCUACAACGCCCUGCGACCCACCCAGCCGCUGAGUCUACCGCAAGGUGUCAAGGAGGACAAGAAGGCCAAGGCCGCAACUUUCAAGUUCAUCCAGGCCUGUAACUCCGAUUUGAAGAUACCCCAGGAUGAGCUCUUCAUCGUCACCGACCUGUACGGCGAUGACACGACGGGUUUCGUCAAGGUUGCCAGGGUAGUAAACCGUGUGCUCGAUGUCUUGGUCCAACGCGGCCUGGUGGAGGAUGUACGGCCCACAGCGUCCGACUUUGAGCAGGCAGAGAAGGGGAUGAAGCGGACUCAGAGACAACACAUCGUUUCCGAGCUGGUGAAGACAGAGAGAACAUACGUACAACAUCUGGAGCUCCUUCAAGCCUUUAAGCAUUUGGUGGAGGAGAAAGGUGUGAUUCCGGGAGACGCUGUGCACGACAUCUUCCUCAACCUGAACGCACUCUUGGACUUCCAAAGGCGAUUCCUCAUCCGCGUGGAGCAGACCAAUGCCCUGUCAGAGGAUGAACAGAACUGGGGCAAGCUGUUUCUGCUUUACGCCGACGCGUUCAGGGUCUACGAGCCUUAUAUCGCGAACCAAAAGAAAUGCGAGAAGACGGUGAUUGCUGGAUUCUCGAAACUGAGAGAAGCUGGAGGGAGUCUUGAGAUGAGGCAGAUUGUCGAGUCGCCUACUUCACUUUGCGCUUUCCUGAUGAAGCCAUUCCAGAGAUUAACAAAGUACCCUCUACUUCUGGAGCAGCUGUACAAGAAGGGAGAUCUCGACGAGGACCGGAGACAAGAUUUGCUCAACGGAAUGGAAGCCGCGCAAGGCGUUCUUACGAGAACGAACAAGGCCGUCGACAAGGAGGAGAAGAUCGAAGCUGUGCAGGAACUGAAGCAGAGAGUUGAAGAUUGGAAGGGUCACCGGGUAGAGGUAUUCGGUGAACUUCUGCUAUACGGUACAUUUACGGUGCUGAAGAGCGAAAACUUGGCCAACGGCAAGGACGGAGAGCGAUCAGUGAGUGAUGAAACCGCCGGCCAUGCGCCUCGCCUCUCACCUAACUUUACUAAGCAAUCCUUCCAGUAUCACGUCUAUCUCUUCGAGACAAUUCUUCUGUGCUGCAAGAACAUUGACAUCAACAAGCCCAAGAACAAGCUGUCGAACAAGAGCCUUGUCGAUAACAAGGGCAAGCCGAAACUGCAGCUCAAGGGACGCAUUUUCAUGCAGAAUGUCACUGAUUUGGUUUCGCUGGCCAAACCCGGUAUGAGCAACACCUCUAACACGUCGCAUUUAGCGAUUCGCAGCAGUGAUCCGGUAUGUUGAAAAGGAUAUGGCUAAUUUGGUUCGAUUGCAGGCUCAUAUACUUGUCAGAUUUUUUGGAAGGGGGAUCCAAGCAUCGAGAAUUUCAUCAUUCGAUUUACAACCGAGGAUGCGCUACGUAAAUGGGCGCAACAGAUUGAUGUCCAGCGAAGGAGAUAUCGCGAACGAGUCUCGGCGGCCAGGCAGAGCGAAGGCGCUAGGACCGGCGGUACCAGCGCGACCGAAUUCACCUACAUGCAAAACCAACCCGCCCUGGAGAACCCUUAUCAAGAGGAAGAUGAAGAAGACGACCUUGAUACCAUCACAGGUUGGUCCGGCUCCUCGUCCGGGUACCCGUUAUCCGGUGGAUUCUCACAAAGCCGAAACGGUAGCUCCAGCUCCCUUCGCUCACGGAGUACCACAAGUGAAAGCACCCAGUCGGUUCACUCAGUUCGACAGCAACCACCUCGGCUACCGUCGGGGAGCAUUCAACAGCCUAUGCUGUCGCUCCGAACGCGAGAGUUGCAACAAGCAGCAGCGUCGCCCGGAAGCGACCGGAACACGGACAGCUACUUUUCUCCCGCCCCCGAAACACCCAUGUCCUCGAGAACCAGCGCCAGCUCCGGCAUGUAUCCAUUCCCCCGUCAGCCAAUGCCGCAAAAUGGAUACUACGAAGAAGGACAUGGAGGAUCUCGGUUCACCGCGCCUGCGAUGGGCAGACCGCAGGCAAAUGGCCCUCAGAACAGUUACGGCCCGCCGGGAAGAGUGCCAGUCGGAAGGGGUUAUCCCCCGGGAGCCGGUAUGCACAGCUCUUUGCAAAUGCCCGGACCACGGAAUCGAUCUGCAAGCAGCCCAGAUAUUCAUAAUGGCCAGCGGAUGCCUCCACGAAACGGCAGCCAACCGCCCGUACCUGAAAUGCCCGCCGGCUUCCAGAAUCCAAAUAGAAGUCAGAACAACUCCCCCAACCUUGUGAAUGGUGCCGCGGGCAGAGGGUCACCGCAAAUGCUCAGGGAGCAACAGUACUCCAUGCAGCAGGAGACAUCACCAAUAGAGUACGGCCAUGCACUGCAACGGCCGACAAUGUCGCAGAUCCCCAGCUCUAGGGCGAUAACGCCCGUGGGGCCUAAGGGAGGUUUUGCGCCGCCGCCAUCGGAAGUACAACCAGCACCAACAACACCCGCACAGCUGAAGGUCAAGGUGCAGUGUCCAUCGGCGGCACAGACCCUGACAUUGGUCGUGUCCACAACCAUAUCAUACCAGACAUUGAAGGAUCGGAUCGAUGCCAAACUUCAAAGAUCGACGAAUUUGACUUUGCAGGAUCGAAGGCCGUCAGAUGCUACGGAGAAGAUUCCCGUCAAACUCAAGUACCUGGAUGAAGACGAUUAUGUCAGCAUUCAAUCUGAUGAGGAUGUCCAAACUGCCUUCGAAACCUGGAGGGAGCAGAAGGGCGAGGGCAUCGGCGGCAUGGGAGAAAUUGAACUCUUCUGCCAGAGAUGA
This is a messenger RNA of Lecanosticta acicola, 3270 nucleotides long. The record is from the annotation of a GenBank genome assembly. NCBI's taxonomy places the organism in Eukaryota, Fungi, Ascomycota, Dothideomycetes, Mycosphaerellales, Mycosphaerellaceae.